Onychostoma macrolepis is the source of this 1693-nucleotide messenger RNA. It is a transcript of the gene acaa1, whose product is annotated as acetyl-CoA acyltransferase 1. NCBI's taxonomy places the organism in Eukaryota, Metazoa, Chordata, Actinopteri, Cypriniformes, Cyprinidae. The coding region runs from base 143 to 1399 and encodes 418 amino acids. The transcript has 12 exons. Gene Ontology annotation, biological process: phenylacetate catabolic process; fatty acid beta-oxidation. The record is from RefSeq and is a predicted model, not a curated record. Gene Ontology annotation, cellular component: peroxisome. Gene Ontology annotation, molecular function: acetyl-CoA C-acyltransferase activity.
GACCAGAGAAGCAAGGUUCACCAGGAAACAUCAUCAGAAAUGUAGAGCAUAGUUCAUACGUUAGUCCCUGUUAACCAUCUGUGUAUAUCUCAAUAAACGGUUAUCCUUUUAUUUUUUCGUGCCCACAUUUUUUAAAUAAAAAAUGCACAGGGUGCAGGUUUUGUCGGGACAUCUGUCGUCAAAGAGUCGUGUGGGAAUGAGGCAGUGCAGCGCUUCAGCUGCUGAUCCAAAUGAUAUCGUUGUAGUUCAUGGACUACGAACAGCCAUCGGCCGCGCGAAGAGAGGAUCCUUUAAGGACACUACCCCAGAUGAGCUUCUUAGUGCUGUGAUGAGUGCAGUCCUGAAGGAUAUGGAUCUGAAACCCUCUUUAUUAGGGGAUGUGUGUGUUGGUAAUGUACUACAACCUGGUGCAGGUGCACUGAUGGCUCGAGUCGCACAUUUUUUUAGUGGUUUUCCUGAGUCUGUACCCGUCUACACUGUAAACAGGCAGUGCUCUUCUGGACUGCAAGCACUUUUUAAUAUUGCAGGUGGAAUCAGAGGAGGUUCAUAUGACAUGGGACUUGCCUGUGGUGUGGAGAGCAUGUCCCUUCGUUCUCCGAAUAACCCUGGAGACCUCAGCCCCCGACUGAUGGACAAUGAGAAAGCCAGAGACUGUAUCAUUCCCAUGGGAAUCACCUCAGAGAAUGUUGCUGAGAGAUUUGGCAUCACUAGGGAAGCACAGGACCGCUUUGCUCUCAGUUCCCAACAAAAGGCAGCCAUGGCACAGAAAAAGGGCUUGUUUGAUCAAGAAAUCACACCGGUCACUACUAAAUUUGUGGAUGAAAACGGCACUGAGCGCACUAUUACUGUCACAAAGGAUGAUGGGAUCCGGCCUGGGACUACCUUUGAAGGCCUGGCCAAACUGCGACCGGCGUUCAAAGAAACCGGCAGCACCACAGCUGGUAAUGCCAGUCAGGUGAGUGAUGGCGCAGCAGCAGUGUUAAUCGGGCGGAGAUCUACAGUGGAGAAACUGGGACUUCCUGUUUUUGGGGUGCUGAGGGCGAGCGCCGUGGUGGGUGUUCCACCGGACGUAAUGGGCAUUGGCCCAGCCUAUGCCAUCCCAGAAGCCCUCAACCAGGCUGGGCUGACUGUGGAUGAUAUUGAUGUGUUUGAGAUCAAUGAAGCAUUCGCCAGUCAGGCUGUGUAUUGUGUUGAAAAACUGGGCAUUCCUAUGGAGAAAGUGAACCCUAAUGGAGGAGCCAUUGCUUUCGGCCAUCCACUGGGCUGCACUGGUGCUCGACAGGUUGUGACUUUGCUCAACGAGCUCAAACGCAGACGCAAGAGAGGGUAUGGCGUGGUGUCCAUGUGCAUUGGGACUGGAAUGGGAGCAGCUGCAGUUUUUGAGUAUCCUGGCCAGUGAUGAAAGCCCUGGCACAAGAUCCCAAGAUGCAAAUGUCCUGAUGACACGCAGAGAAACUAACAGUCACAAAUUUUUUUGUAAUCAAGCUGCUAGAAGUUUUAACUGUAAACACAAGCAAAGAGAGCACACUUCUUACGUAGUGUGCAUCAGUGGGUGUCCGCCUUACUUUUGAGGAUGUUCAACAUUCAGAUCUCACUUUAAAGUGCCUUGCAUUUCAACUGCGAUAACAGAUCAUGAAAACAGUCAUGCUUGUAUCUGUAAGAGCAAUCAGAAUAACAACUUUUAUCUCUUUGA